AUGAGUCGCCAUGACAAGAGAGAUAAUGAGGGCACUGCCUCGUCAUCUGCUGGAUCCAGCUGUCUGAUGAAGGGCAAUGUGAUGUUCUAUGAGGAGGACCUGAUUGAGAGCGGCAUAGACGUGACUGACGCCUCAGUGUAUUCUGGGAUUUGCACUGAGAUUUUUAAGGAGGAAUCUGUGAUUCAUCAGAGGAAAGUCUACAGCUUCAUUCAUCUGAGCAUUCAGGAGUUUCUCGCUGCUUUCUAUCUGAUGAAGGGCAAUGUGAUGUUCUAUGAGGAGGACCUGAUUGAGAGUGGCAUAGACAUCACUGAUGCCUCAGUUUUUUCUGGCUGUAAUCUCACUGCUCAGGAUUGUGAAACUGUGUCAUCAGCUCUACAAUCCUCAAACUAUGUCCUGAGAGAGCUGGAUCUGAGUAACGAUGACCUGCAGGAUUCAGGAGUGAAGCUGCUCUCUGAUGGACUUAAGAGUCCAAACUGUCAGCUGCAGAUACUGAGGUUGUCUGGCUGUAUGGUGACAGAGGAAGGCUGUGGUUAUUUGUCUUCAGCUCUGAGUUUAAACCCCUCACACCUGAGAGAGCUGGAUCUGAGCUACAAUCACCCAGGACCAUCAGGAGUCCAGCUGCUCAAACACAAACUGGAGGAUCUAAACUAUAAACUGCAGAUACUCAAUUUAAAACAUGGAGGGCAUUUCAGGAUCACACCAACACUGUGGAAAUACGCCUGUGAUCUCACACUGGAUCCAAACACAGCACACACUAAACUCAUCCUGUCUGAGGAGAACAGAAAAAUAACAUGUGUGAAAGAUUAUCAGCCGUAUCCUGAUCAUCCAGAGAGAUUUGAGAACUAUGAGCAGGUUCUGUGUGGAGAGAGUCUGACUGGACGCUGUUACUGGGAGGUUGAAUGGAGCGGCUGGGCUCACAUUGCAGUGGCAUAUAAAGGAAUCAGCAGGAAAGGUGGGAGCGACUGUCGGUUUGGACUCAAUGAUAAGUCAUGGAGUGUUUACUGUUGUGAUACAAUUUAUACUGCUUGGCACAAUAAUAAGAGGACAAACAUUCCUCUCCAUUCAUCAUCUAAUAGAGUAGGAGUGUAUGUGGACUGGUCUGCCGGCACUCUGUCCUUCUACAGCAUCUCUGACACACACACACUCACACACUUACACACAUUCAACACCACAUUCACUGAACCCCUCUAUGCUGGAUUUAGACUUUAUCCUGAUUCUUCUGUGUUUCUGUCAAAUUUAACAACCUCCUGUGAUGAAAUGCAAUGA
Sinocyclocheilus grahami is the source of this 1266-nucleotide messenger RNA. RefSeq names its product tripartite motif-containing protein 60-like. Gene Ontology annotation, molecular function: protein binding. The coding region runs from base 1 to 1266 and encodes 421 amino acids. The record is from RefSeq and is a predicted model, not a curated record. The transcript has 7 exons. NCBI's taxonomy places the organism in Eukaryota, Metazoa, Chordata, Actinopteri, Cypriniformes, Cyprinidae.